Molecule: messenger RNA, 2896 nt
Organism: Drosophila ficusphila
Lineage: Eukaryota; Metazoa; Arthropoda; Insecta; Diptera; Drosophilidae
Gene: Cad96Ca
Product: tyrosine kinase receptor Cad96Ca
Exons: 11
Coding region: 200-2527 (775 amino acids)
Biological process (GO): positive regulation of kinase activity; multicellular organism development; homophilic cell-cell adhesion
Cellular component (GO): membrane; signaling receptor complex
Molecular function (GO): transmembrane receptor protein tyrosine kinase activity; calcium ion binding; ATP binding
Source: RefSeq, a predicted model, not a curated record
AGUCCGCCGAGAGCUUAAACGGAUCGGUCUAUAGAGUCCCGCUUUGGGAUCGCCCCAAACGCAACCCGUGAAAGUUUAUGGAUACCAGUUUCAGUGGCUUUGUGUACAAUCUAUAUAUGUGAAAUUCAGCGCAAAAUCCCACCCUAAUAUAAAUUCCUCGGACAUCUGGCAGCCUGCCGUUUAGGCAGUUGAUUGCGCAAUGGUUUAUCACCAUCACAACCACGAAAGUCGGAUAAUACACUGCGGAAAACAAUUAAUUUCCUGGCGGAGGAGGAGCCUGCUGUUAACCAUCUUUGUGGUCACGGCAACGGUGGCUUCGCUUAUUUCACAAGAAGUCGAGGCCCACGAUCAAAAUGCACCUCCGAUUCUAUAUGUUCGCGAGCGCAACUGGAGAAUCUCGGAGACCGAGCAAGUCGGUCAGAUAAUAGACAGAGUGCGGGCGGAGGAUCCGGAUGGCGAUGAUCUGAUAUUCGGAAUAGAACCCCGGUUCAGUCUGCCACCUGGAGGUGGAAAUGGAGCUAGUCCGCCCGAGAAAAUCCCCUUUAAAAUCGAUCGGGAAACGGGAGUGGUCACCCUCAAUGAAAGCUUGGUGGGAAGGGCCGGUCAGAACUUCCUCAUCUAUAUAACAGUGACCGAUGGACUCUAUACUGCCAAAAACGAGGUCUUCAUCAAUAUCUUGGGCGCGCGGGAGAACAGCUCUGGUUAUCGACCGCAGACUUCAAUUUCGAACGUGGUGCACAAUAUUUCGCAGUUCCUGCCGAGCUUCGACCAGCUGCCCGGUGUUCAAUCCAUCCGUAACGGACUGCCAAAUAGUCGGCCGGGCGGGGGAUUCCCACCGGUGCCGCCGAACAAUAUAUUUGGGCCACCGCCGUUCGGUAAUUUCUACCCCCCGGUACCGCCGCCAAAUAUUCCUGGCCAAAAAGCGGAGGCGAGUGGCGAGCAGCCGGAUGGCGAUGAUGAGGUGACAGCCACCGCAACGAGCUCCACCACGCCGAAAAGUCGCACCAAACUGACGCCGAUAGCUGGCAAUAAUUCGACGAGGGUCGAACAUGCCCCAGCGGAAACAACGACACCGAGUGGCAGCCACAACAACAGCAACAAAAACAACAACGAUGAAACCAUCACAGUUUUCUCACUCAAGAGCGGAACAAUUCCGAUUGUGGUCACCGUUGGCGGCUUCUUCGCGGCGAUUGCCGUGCUCCUGGCCUACUUGUGCCGCAGGAGGCUGUGUGCCAUCAGCAGGACCCUCAAGAAGUCCAAGGAGAAGGAGGAGCUGGCCAAGAAGUCCAACCAGAGCCAGCUGAGCAGCACUCUCACCGACGACAGCCGCAACUCGAUGGUCAUGCAGCAGUGGCAGGGACCCGUCGCCUUCGCCAAUCGCUAUGUUCCCUGGGAACGGGACCAGCAGAUGGCCAUUGCAACUUCCCAGUUAUCAACAGGUGUCACAAGUGGCGGCGAAGUGCCCGCAGGAGCCGUGAGUCCUGGGACAGGUGAGCCGGGAUCGAACUUGGGUCCUGGCGGCCUGGCAGGUGGAGCAGGAAGUUCCGGCCCGGCAGAAAAUGGUUUUCCUAAGGAGGCCAACUGCGACCGCUGGGAAUUCCCCAGGUACCGAUUGAAGUUCUUCAACAUUUUGGGCGAAGGAGCCUUCGGACAAGUUUGGCGAUGCGAGGCCACCAACAUAAAUGGCACUGAAGGAAUUACAACUGUGGCUGUGAAGACCCUCAAGGAAAGCGCCACCGAAGUGGAUCGAAAGGACCUGUUAUCCGAACUGGAGGUAAUGAAGACCCUGGAGCCACACAUCAAUGUUGUUCAACUGUUGGGCUGCUGCACCGAUAAAGAUCCCACUUUUGUGAUUCUCGAAUACGUAAAUCGAGGAAAACUGCAAACGUAUUUACGCAGCUCCCGCGCUGAAAGACACUAUGGAAAUACCCAUGGAAAGUCAAAUGUUCUGACAUCCUGCGAUUUAACUUCCUUCAUGUAUCAAGUUGCCAAGGGAAUGGACUACCUAACAGCAAAAGGGAUUAUUCAUCGGGACUUGGCUGCUCGAAACAUUCUUAUAACCGAUGAUCACACAUGCAAAGUAGCGGACUUUGGCUUCGCAAGAGAUGUUAUUACAUCAAAGAUUUAUGAAAGGAAAAGCGAGGGCAAGCUGCCAAUAAGGUGGAUGGCAACAGAGUCACUGUACGACAAUAUAUUCUCCGUUAAGUCGGAUAUCUGGAGCUUUGGCAUUCUGAUGUGGGAAAUAGUAACUCUGGGAUCAACGCCAUAUCCUGGAAUAUCUGCCGCAGAUGUUAUGCGGAAGGUGAGGGAUGGUUAUCGCUUGGAGAAGCCCGAGCACUGUCGUCGGGAGCUGUACAACAUAAUGUAUUACUGCUGGUCACACGAUCCCCAGGAGCGUCCUCUUUUCGCAGAAAUAAUCCAGAUGCUCGACAAACUGCUGCACACGGAAAUGGAUUACAUCGAACUGGAACGGUUUCCCGAUCACAACUAUUACAAUAUCGUUAGUCUUAGUGGUGAGAAGUUGUAGGGACUCCCUUUUUGCACUGAACCUGAACCCCAAGAGCUUUAUUACCUCCAGAAGACAAAGGAAUAUCCAAUUCCAGUCUUGGCUCAGUAAGAUAGUAUUCUUACUUGAAUUUACAUAGUUGCGAACUGUUCACAGGAUACAUUCCCAUAUAAAGAAAGGGUUAUACUGCCAUUGUAAUAGUUUAUCUUACAGAAACAAAUUGGCUCUAAAAACACUCCGCUUUUAUAAAAGGAAAGAAUUCAAUAGCAAUUGUAACUCCUCUUAAAUUGUAAGAUAAUUGAGCCUGCAUGUAUGUUUGUGUUCACGUUUUAUUUAUUUGAUUUGUAUUAUGUAUUUUAAUUUAUCAACCGUGUAUAGAGUUAUAAAUAU